AUGAAGCUGGGGAAUGACAUGCGCGUGGGGCUGGCGAAGGUGCGUUCCCAGUGUGAGAUGCAUGGCGAAAUGGACGGGUUGCGGGCUAGGUUCGUGGUGGGCAGCUGGAGGGAGGAGGAGAUGAUUCAGGAUAUGCUCGUAUCGCAGGGGGAGAUGGGCAAGGGUGAGACUAUGUACACCGAGGAUGUUGUGGUGGCCCUGGCCGCUGCUGCGGCCGAGAAGGUUCAGAAGGAAGCCGACAGGCAGCUCGAGCGGAAGCUUCAAGCAGUGGCGAAAACGAAAAGAGAUACCAUGACCGCAGAGUUUUUGAGAAAAGCCAAGCCGGGAUUAUGA
Prorocentrum cordatum is the source of this 333-nucleotide messenger RNA. The record is from the annotation of a GenBank genome assembly. NCBI's taxonomy places the organism in Eukaryota, Dinophyceae, Prorocentrales, Prorocentraceae.